Messenger RNA from Entelurus aequoreus (snake pipefish), 12463 nucleotides. Its product is annotated as voltage-dependent R-type calcium channel subunit alpha-1E-like. Gene Ontology annotation, biological process: chemical synaptic transmission; calcium ion import across plasma membrane. Bases 13 to 12216 code for a protein of 4067 amino acids. Lineage: Eukaryota; Metazoa; Chordata; Actinopteri; Syngnathiformes; Syngnathidae. The transcript is spliced from 111 exons. The record is from RefSeq and is a predicted model, not a curated record. Gene Ontology annotation, cellular component: neuronal cell body; voltage-gated calcium channel complex; membrane. Gene Ontology annotation, molecular function: extracellular matrix structural constituent; high voltage-gated calcium channel activity.
UUGGGUCUACCGAUGGAGCCCCUACAUGGCAGCAGCACCCCCAGCCACCAUGUCCUCCACCCAUCCAGCGCAGAGUGUGAAAACUGGCAGAAGCAUCGAGCGAGAAUGGCCAGAAGGUCGAGCCUGUGUUCCGGCUCCCGCUCCCAUCCGGAGCCCCAGACUCUCUCAAGCAGCCGCGACACCCUCCAUCCCCCCCACGUGCUGGGCCACACCCCGUCUCCGCACCAAAACAGAACGGGCCUCACCCUGGAUGUGACGUCAUCAUUUGAUGUUGAAGGCAGCAUGCUGGCGAUUGACGGAGAACUGCCUAUUAGCCCCAAUGUGAUGAAGAGACGCCGCGGGGGCCUGAUCGAGCAGAAGGACAUCGUGAAGGCCCACCAGGCCCAUAAGAUCCACAGCACACCGCAGGCACGACGCAAGGAGUGGGAAAUGGCCCGCUUCGGAGACGACGUUCCGGGCUUGUUAGGCGCGGGCGACGGCGGCUCGGAGCGCAACAGGAGUCGCGAUGGAGCGGCCGGGUCCACGGGUGGCGUGUCCCCCGCCGCCUUCAAGCAGACCAAAGCGCAGCGCGCCCGCACCAUGGCCUUGUACAACCCCAUCCCGGUCCGGGAGAACUGCUUCACCGUCAACAGGUCCCUCUUCAUCCUGGGGGAGGACAACGUGGUGCGCAAGUACGCCAAGAAAAUCACAGAGUGGCCUCCAUUUGAGUACAUGAUCCUCGCCACCAUCAUUGCCAACUGUAUCGUCCUGGCUCUGGAGCAGCAUCUACCAGGAGAGGACAAGACGCCCAUGUCAAAGAGACUGGAGAAAACUGAGCCCUACUUCAUUGGGAUGUUCUGUUUGGAGGCGGGAAUAAAGAUCAUCGCCCUCGGUUUCGUAUUUCACAAAGGAUCUUACCUCAGAAAUGGGUGGAACGUCAUGGAUUUCAUUGUGGUCCUCAGUGGGAUUCUGGCUGCAGCGGGCGCUCAUAUGAACAUCUCAGUGGAUCUGAGGACUUUGAGAGCAGUGCGAGUGCUGAGACCACUCAAACUGGUCUCAGGCAUCCCCAGUCUCCAGAUAGUCCUGAAGUCUAUCAUGAAGGCCAUGGUUCCACUGCUCCAGAUUGGCCUACUUCUCUUUUUUGCAAUUCUCAUGUUUGCCAUCAUCGGCUUGGAGUUUUACAGCGGCAAACUGCACCAUACCUGCACGCCCCACCCUGGAAUACUCGGAAACGAGACCGUGGACCCUUCUGAGUUGGAGUUCCCAUGUGGCAUGCGUCAGUGUCCAUCUAAAUACACCUGCAGCAACACAUGGAUCGGCCCGAAUGAUGGCAUCACUCAGUUUGACAACAUCCUGUUUGCUGUUCUCACUGUCUUCCAGUGCAUCACCAUGGAGGGAUGGACCACAGUGCUCUAUAAUACCGACGAUGCCUUGGGCCCCAGUUGGAACUGGCUUUAUUUCAUCCCACUCAUCAUCAUUGGCUCCUUCUUUGUCCUGAACCUGGUGCUAGGAGUCCUCUCUGGGGAGUUUGCCAAAGAGAGGGAGAGGGUGGAAAACCGCAGGGCCUUCAUGAAAUUGAGACGGCAGCAGCAGAUUGAGAGAGAACUCAAUGGUUACCGGGCAUGGAUCGACAGAGCAGAAGAGGUAAUGCUUGCCGAGGAGAAUACAAAUCCUGGACCCUCUGCCCUUGAUGCUCUCAGGAGGCUCCCUGAGUGGAGUGCUGGCGGUGCCUAUGUGCUGAAGAGAGCCACUACUAUUAAGAGGAGAGGCAUGGAUACAGCGCAUCACAGGGCGCCAGGGGAGGAACAAUAUGGCGACAUUUCCUCAGUGGGCCUCCCCAUGGCUAGAGGGAGCAUCAGAAGUGCCCGGCGAGGUCCUGCGGCGUAUUUCCGCCGCAAGGAGCGCCUCCUGCGCAUCUCCAUACGCCGUGUGGUGAAGACGCACACCUUCUACUGGACAGUGCUGGGCUUGGUGGCUCUUAACACGCUCUGUGUAGCCAUUGUUCAUCACAACCAGCCCCUCUGGCUGUCUAACUUCCUGUACUAUGCAGAGUUCCUGUUCCUCGUGCUGUUCCUGGCGGAGAUGUUCCUGAAGAUGUACAGCCUGGGCCCGCGCCUGUACUUCCACUCCUCUUUCAACUGCUUCGACUGCAGCGUGAUUGUCGGCAGCAUCUUUGAAGUGCUGUGGGGUUUCUUCAGGCCAGGCACUUCUUUUGGCAUCAGCGUCCUUCGCGCUCUUCGUCUGCUUAGGAUCUUCAAGAUUACCAAGUAUUGGGCAUCUCUGAGAAACCUGGUUGUGUCGCUGAUGAAUUCCAUGAAGUCCAUCAUCUCCCUCAUAUUCCUCCUCUUCCUCUUCAUUGUUGUCUUUGCUCUCUUGGGCAUGCAGCUCUUUGGUGGCAGGUUCAUCUUUGAGGACUACACGCCGACAAACUUUGACACCUUUCCUGCAGCCAUCAUGACCGUCUUUCAGAUCCUGACAGGGGAGGACUGGAAUGAGGUGAUGUACAAUGGUAUUCGCUCACAGGGAGGAGUGAAGACGGGCAUGUGGUCUUCAAUAUACUUCAUUGUCCUCACCUUGUUUGGGAACUAUACUCUGCUUAAUGUCUUCUUGGCUAUUGCUGUGGACAACCUUGCUAAUGCACAAGAGCUCACUAAGGACGAAGAAGAAGCAGAGGCUGCUUUCAACCAGAAGCAUGCUCUCCAGAAAGCCAAGGAGGUCGGCCCCAUGUCUUCCUUCAUGUCCUCAGAGAGAGAGAGGAGAAAGAGAAUGACCAUGUCCGUGUGGGAGCAGAGGACUAGCCAGCUGAGGAGACACCGCCAGAUGUCUAGCAGGGAGGUUUUGUUUGGCAACCCCAGCGAGGAGAAAGACGGACCUCUCCCCGCGGCCCAGUCCGGGCGGCAGCUGUCAUUGCAGCGCAAAGCUAUGCAGAACACGCCACCAGAGGAGGUGAAGCACCUGGACUCACCAUCCAAAAAGCAGGCCUCAGGCGGUUCCAUGGAUCUGUCUGGUGAUACCCGCGAUCCUCCCAUGUCAGCACCGGACCACUCGAGCGUUAGCCCCAAUGAUCCUUCUGAGCCCCUUCCAGAGCCUUCCGAAUCAGGAAAUGGAAAACUGAACGUCGACGAGAGACACAACGACAUGAGCGAGCGAAAGAGUCCCAGGUUGGACGGCGAUCGUCAGCACAGGCCAGUCAAGAAGUUCAGACCACGAGACGGCGGUGACGCCCUCACACCUCAGAUGGGAGGUCACGGUAGGAUUAGAGGCAGAAAGACGCUACAUAGCCAUCAAAAUGGGGGUGACAGAAGUCAAGGAUCAUCUCCUAAAGAAGUAAACCACGAGUUAGCGAGUUGCUCGGCCAGCAAAGAGAGCAGCAGAAAUCCUGGGAAAGUCGAGGACAAGGAGGAGGCGAGUGAGAAGAGAGAGGACUCAAAACUUGAAGAGAAAAGACAGGCUGACCAAAGUUGUGGCGGGAACACCGAGGCACCAGACAACCAUGCAGGUGUCCCAAAGCAGGCAGAUACUCCCCAGGAAGAAGAACCAUGUCCCCUUGUUGUGCCUGAGGGCAACGACGAAGACUUGGAUCAAUCUCAGCUCAGCUCCAGUGUGAUCGUUGAGAUGCCUGACAUGGAAGCAUCUAUGGAGCUCUCCACAAUCACAGUCAACAGCAAGGAACCUGAAGCCUCCAAGUGUGAAAAGGUGGAGCCUGACGAUACUAGACCAGUGAACAUCGUGACGCCUGACAGCAUGUUCAUCUUCAAACCAGACAACCUGAUGCGUCGAGCAUGUCACUACAUAGUGAACCUCAGGUACUUUGAGAUGUCCAUCCUGCUGGUCAUAGCCGCAAGUAGCAUUGCCCUCGCCGCAGAGGACCCCGUAUCAACCACCUCUGACUGGAACAAGGUUCUGCGCUAUUUUGACUACGUGUUUACCGGCGUCUUCACCUUUGAAAUGAUUAUUAAGAUGAUCGACCAGGGUCUGAUCCUCCAUGAUGGCUCGUAUUUUAGAGACUUGUGGAACAUUCUGGACUUUAUAGUGGUGGUCGGCGCUCUGGUGGCCUUUGCCCUCACCAAUGUGUUGGGAAACAACAAGGGAAGGGAUAUUAAAACCAUCAAGUCCUUGAGGGUAUUACGUGUCCUCAGACCCUUGAAGACCAUCAAGAGGCUUCCAAAACUCAAGGCUGUGUUCGACUGCGUGGUGACAUCACUGAAAAAUGUCUUCAACAUCCUGAUUGUUUACAAGCUGUUCAUGUUCAUCUUCGCCGUCAUCGCUGUGCAGCUCUUCAAAGGGAAGUUCUUCUACUGCAACGACAGCUCCAAGGACACAGAGAAGGACUGCCAGGGUUACUAUAUCGACUAUGGGAAGGACAAGAAAGAGGUGAAGAAACGGGACUGGAAGAGACACGAGUUCCACUACGACAACGUCAUCUGGGCUCUGCUGACUCUCUUCACAGUGUCUACAGGAGAAGGCUGGCCUCAGGUCCUGCAGCACUCGGUGGACGUGACAGAGGAAGACAGGGGGCCAAGUCACAGCAACAGGAUGGAGAUGUCGAUCUUCUACGUCAUUUACUUUGUAGUCUUUCCUUUCUUCUUUGUCAACAUCUUUGUGGCUCUCAUCAUCAUCACCUUUCAGGAGCAGGGGGAUAAGAUGAUGGAGGAGUGCAGCCUGGAGAAAAAUGAGAGGGCGUGCAUCGACUUUGCCAUCGGUGCUAAGCCGCUGACCCGUUACAUGCCCCAAAACCGCCACACCUUCCAGUAUCGUCUGUGGCAUUUUGUGGUCUCACCCUCUUUUGAGUACACCGUCCUGGCUAUGAUCGCUCUCAACACCAUUGUAUUGAUGAUGAAGUAUUAUUCAGCCCCGCCCGCCUAUGAAGCAGUACUCAAGCACCUGAAUACAGCGUUCACUGUUCUCUUCUCUGUUGAAUGCAUCCUAAAGAUAAUGGCCUUUGGUUUACUGAAUUACUUUCGGGACACAUGGAACAUUUUUGACUUCAUCACCGUCCUUGGCAGCAUUACUGAGAUUAUAGUCGACUUGCAGUUCGUGGACACAUUCAACAUGAGUUUCUUGAAGCUGUUCCGAGCAGCACGUCUGAUCAAACUGCUGAGACAAGGCUACACCAUCCGGAUCCUUCUGUGGACCUUUGUGCAGUCCUUCAAAGCGUUACCUUACGUUUGCUUGCUCAUCGCCAUGCUGUUCUUUAUCUACGCCAUCAUAGGCAUGCAGGUGUUUGGGAACAUUAAGCUGAAUGAAGAGACACACAUUAACCAACACAACAACUUCAAGUCCUUCUCCGGUGCUCUGAUGCUGCUCUUCAGGAGUGCCACAGGGGAGUCCUGGCAGGAGAUCAUGUUGUCCUGUCUUGGUGGGCAACACUGUGAGGCAGACCCUGCUAACCCUCUGCGGGCCCUGAGCACUGAACAGGAAGGAGGCUGUGGCUCGGAUUUCGCCUAUUUCUACUUUGUGUCCUUCAUCUUCUUCAGCUCCUUCUUGAUGCUUAACUUGUUUGUGGCAGUCAUCAUGGAUAACUUUGAGUAUCUGACUCGAGACUCAUCCAUCCUGGGACCCCAUCACUUGGAUGAGUUUGUCCGAAUCUGGGGGGAGUAUGAUCGAGCUGCCUGUGGUCGCAUCCAUUACACUGACAUGUAUGAGAUGCUGACAAACAUGUCACCACCUCUAGGCCUGGGCAAGAAAUGCCCCUCCAAGGUGGCUUAUAAGAGACUAGUCCUGAUGAACAUGCCUGUGGAUGAGGACAUGUCUGUGCACUUCACGUCCACCCUCAUGGCCCUCAUCCGCACCGCCUUGGAGGUCAAGAUAGCCGGAGGAGGGGAGGAUCGCAAUCAGAUGGACUUGGACCUUCAGAAGGAAAUUAGUAUCAUCUGGCCUCACCUCUCUCAGAAGAUGCUGGCCCUGCUGGUUCCCAUUAACAAAGCGAGUGACAUGACCAUUGGCAAGAUCUAUGCCGCCAUGAUGAUCAUGGACUACUACAAGCAAAGCAAGGCCAAGAAGCUUCGACAGCAGCUGGAGGAACAGAAACAUGCUCCCAUGUUCCAGCGUAUGGACGCCUCCUCUUUGCCACAGGAGAUUAUCUGUAAUGCCAAAUCACUGUCCUUCCUCAGGCACAGUGCAGGAUCAGCUCUCACCAAAGGAGGCUUCGUGGCCCUGAGCCCCAUUUCCCCCCAAGAGAUGAUCUCACAGCAGCGGCCUUGCUCCAAGGAGGGAGAGGAGGAGAGUGAUGAUUACUACUCACCGUAUCACCCUUAUCACUUCCCUUAUCAUCACCAUCACCAUCACCACCAUUUAAACACACUGGUGCCUGACGUAGUGGAGUAUAACCAAGUGAAGCAGCAGUCUAAGCCAGACCCAACAGCCGCCAAAUCACCUCAACACACGUCUUCCAUCAGAGCGUCCUCUAUGCCCAGACUGGCUAUGGAACCUCAGCCUGGAAUGUCAGCAGACAGAAAGCUGAUGAAACGCUCCUUUUCCACUAUCGGAGACCAGUGUGUGAACCGCCUAUGGCAAGAACAACAUUCCCUGGAGAGAGUCAGCCCUGACAGCACGUACAUGCUUCAUCAGAAGAGUUACAGAGGCCUAAGAACCAAUCAAAGCAGUCAUGAGCGAGGGCGCUCCAAAGAACGUCGCCACCUGCUGUCUCCAGACGUGUCCCGCUGCAACUCUGAAGAGUGCAGCCGAGACCCGUCAUGCGAAAGGAGACGCUCCGUCUCGCCUAAAGAAGGACACACUCGCUCUUUGCAGAGACAGUUCAACACCACAGGCAGUCCUGCUCAUUCAGCUCCGGAGUCCAACACCCCUCGUAACCGGCGUCAGCUUCCACAAACCCCCUCCCGCCCCCGUCCUCACAUUUCUUACUCCCCCUUGGUGUGCCAGGAUCAACCCCCCAGCACGCCGGCGCCCCCCUCUGCAGGACCAAGCCCCCACCGGGUCCCGCAAGGCCCCUUGAAGGAGUCGUCCUCGUCCAAUCCGAGUCAUCCUUCUCCCCACCGUUACAUAUCUGAGCCAUACCUUCCAUUCCAUGAGGACCUGAGGGGCGGCCAGGCGGGCCAGAAGCAACAGGAUACCCUGACGUUCGAGACCGCCGUGGCUACGAGUUUGGGUCGGGCCAACGCUAUUAGCUCCGCCCCUCAGCUGAGACACUCCUGGCAGGUCCCUAAUGGGCAUUUCCAGAAGAACUUAGCACAGGGUUUCCCGGCCAACACUGGUGAAUGGUGGCGCGUUCAGGGGAACAUACAGCCGAUGAUACAUGCGCUGGGAGAGAAGACACCGAUGAAACAGUCCUGUCUCCAUGGUGACGAAAGAUGUCCUGCUGUGACAGGCACACAGGAGGUUGGCAUUCCAAAUCAAGAGACCAUCUCCCAGCUAUCAUCCGGACCACUCAACUCUAAAGAUCUGAACGCAAAGGUCAAACCCACAGAGAUAACACCAAGACUGCAUUCGGGAAACAAAAUUUACCCUUUGACCUUUAAAGAAGAAGCUGCAGUGGGAAACAAAGAGAAAAGUUACAAUAAUGAACCAGAAACUUUACUUUUAGAUCCCACGCCUGAAACUAAAUCUGAGAGGGACCUGUGGACAGAAUCCCCCCUUGCAUCUUUGGCUGUUAAGAAGGGCACAUCACUCUCUGAAAAUCUUGAGGCAGCUAUUUCUAGUCUGCACUUUCAGCCCACAGCUCCAGGUCUUCCAUCAGGAUCCCAAUUUGCAAUUUUAGAGAGCACUGAGACAUCACCUUCAGUAGAAACUCCAAUUUUUAGAGCAAAAGGAGACAAUGUGUCCACUGAAAGAGGAACAGAAGAACACGUUGAUGCACCAGUUCCAAACAUUGGUGUUUCUACUCCAAUUCUCAGCAGAAAAGCAUGGAGUAAUCUUGAAGCACCGACUGAGAAAGAUCACAUUAAGAAAGAAGGAGACACAUUGGAAACCGAACCAAAUCCAACAGUCGAAGGCAAAGAUGGUAUUGACGAUGAGGAGCAAGAAAAAAGACAUGUUACAAGCACCGGUUCCAAUUAUAACACAGAUCUGCCCAAGAAAUAUGAUCUGCCAUCAGUAGAAAGAACUCCAGGGGGAGCCAUCCAAUCUUCAAUGAAUACUCCUGAAAAAGUCAACCAGCAUCUUGAACUCACUCCUUCCGGACGAGCACUAAGGCCAGGGCGCCAAGGUCAAAUGGGCUUACAAGGUCCACCAGGUCCAACAGGGCUUCCAGGACCAAAAGGGGACAAAGGCUACCAAGGUGUGAUGGGAAGAACUGGACAGACUGGAUACAUCGGCCCCUUUGGUCCACCUGGGAUGCCUGCUAUUGUUGUAUUUGAAACAUCUGAUGAGGAGUGGGAGGCGUUCAAGAAGAAGAAAUUCUACAUCAAGUUAAUUUCUUCCUGGCCGAAGGUAAAGGGGCCUCCAGGACCUCUUGGACCUCCUGGAAACGCAGGACCAUCUGGGGUGCCUGGGACUAAUGGAAAGCAGGGUCGCAAAGGAGAUCAAGGAAAAAUGGGUGUCCGUGGACCACCAGGCAUGCCCGGGCCCCAGGGCCGACCUGGGAGUGAUGGAACACCGGGGGACGAUGGGGAACCAGGACCACCAGGCUUACCUGGAGAACAGGGACCCCAAGGCUACAUUGGAGAGAAAGGCAGCAAAGGGGAGCCGGGUGAGUGGGGUUAUGAAGGGGAGCCUGGACCACAAGGCGAUAGGGGUGCAAAAGGACACAAGGGGAAGAAAGGUAUCCGAGGCUUUGUUGGACAUCCAGGGUACCUGGGAAUACUUGGAGUAAGGGGUCCUCCGGGUUUCCCCGGACCAUCAGGACCACGGGGAACAAGUGGAGCACUAAGCUUUGGUGGACCACCAGGCCCACAUGGCAAAAUGGGUCCAAAAGGAGCAAAAGGUGUCCCAGGAGUGACCGGACCUCCUGGUCAACAAGGUGAAAUUGGCCUGAGAGGAGCAAAUGGACCACAGGGAGAACCCGGUCCCAAUGGAACAGUUGGCUUUCCGGGGAUACGAGGUCCUCAGGGUAACCCCGGACCUUUUGGACCCCCAGGUCCCAAAGGAGAACCUGGUGGUGCAGGGGAUGAAGGAGACAUUGGAGAACCUGGACCCAUUGGUCUUUAUGGAGCCAAUGGGAAUCCAGGAAUGCAUGGACCCUCAGGUGAUCCCGGAGCUAAAGCAAUAAAGGGUGAAAAAGGUGAUGCGGGUUUUAAGGGAGACCUGGGACCCCAGGGGCCUCCUGGUAAGUCAGGCUUUAAGGGACGUCGUGGCCCAUCAGGAUUCGAAGGACUCGAAGGGCCAACAGGACCAGCAGGACUUGCGGGACCUAGUGGAAUCGAUGGAAGCAUGGGGGAGCAGGGAAAACGAGGCAAAGAUGGACUGAAGGGAGACCGAGGGCGAACAGGGAUUCAAGGAAUACCUGGACCUCGAGGAGACAAGGGUCGCGAAGGUCGAUUGGGAUUUUCAGGGAUGCCCGGACCUUUUGGAGAAAUGGGAAAAUCUGGUGGACCAGGACCAGGAGGAGAACCCGGUAUUAAGGGAAGGCCAGCAGUUCCAGGAAAAAUUGGAGCAAAAGGCUUUAAGGGUUUCCAAGGGCAUUCAGGAGACAGAGGACAAAAUGGAAUCCGUGGAGCCGUGGGUCUCACUGGAACAAUUGGAAUGACUGGGGAAACUGGACUUCCAGGUCCAAAAGGUUUUUCAGGAAAGACAGGAAUAAGUGGCUUCCAGGGACCUGUAGGCAAAAGUGGAGAUGCUGGCAGUACAGGAAUGAAAGGAACACCUGGAAAGCUGGGGAAAAGAGGGACAAAAGGGAAGCAAGGUGCUGGUGGACAAUCAGGGAUGGAAGGAGACAUGGGCAAGAAAGGAGAAGAAGGGUCAAGUGGAAAACCAGGCCCACCAGGCAAGAUGGGCAUGCCUGGACCACGUGGACACACAGGACCUCCUGGCAUACAUGGCAACAUUGGACUGUGGGGUGAGAUUGGACCCAGAGGCCCUCCAGGUAAAAAGGGGCCACAAGGGCCAGUUGGUGCCAGUGGAGUCAGAGGUUAUCCUGGCAACAAUGGACUUCAAGGACCAACUGGCCCACCUGGUGUAAAAGGGGGCAAGGGAUCCAAAGGGCCUCCAGGAGAGGGGGGACCUGCAGGGCUCGAUGGUGAGGAGGGUCCAGUCGGACUCAGGGGGACUGAGGGACCACCCGGACUAAAAAGCGUACCGGGUGAUAAAGGCAGCAAAGGACCUCCAGGUCAGAGAGGAUUGAAGGGAUCUGAAGGUGACCGUGGUGUCAGAGGUCCCCCGGGAGUGAAGGGUGCUCCAGGGAAACAGGGUGAUACUGGUGUGCAAGGGGGCAGAGGUGGACAGGGAUUGUCUGGACUCAAAGGUCAACUAGGCCAGAGGGGUCCCCAAGGAAUACUUGGACAGUUUGGACCAGCAGGAGAUACCGGAAAACAAGGAGCAAAAGGACAGAAAGGUCUUAUGGGACAAAAAGGGCCCCUUGGCCGCAUGGGUACCCCUGGACUUAUUGGGCCAUCCACACCAGGUUUUCCAGGCAAAGCAGGUCCUGACGGAAUAUCUGGGAAUACUGGCCUAAAGGGCAGUGAAGGAAAGAAAGGUCAUUUCGGUCCUCCAGGCGUCAAAGGAGACAUGGGAAUAAUAGGUGAAAAAGGGGCAAAAGGAUAUCCUGGAAUACAGGGAACAACGGGAAAAAUGGGACGUCUGGGCUUCAUUGGGCCACCUGGUUCCAAAGGUCAACCUGGACCUGCUGGUCCUCCUGGUACGCAUGGAAAUAAAGGGAUUCAAGGGACAACAGGAUGGUCAGGUCAGCCUGGAAACAAAGGAAACAAAGGAGCCCCUGGACAAACUGGACUUGAAGGCCCACGAGGGAAGCCUGGACCUGCAGGGAGACCUGGAAUACCAGGUCUAAAUGGUUUGGACGGUCUACAUGGGGUUCAGGGUAAUGAAGGAUAUCCAGGUCAAAUUGGGUACACAGGAAGUCCUGGAGCACCGGGGAGGCCUGGCAAAAAGGGUACCCCUGGACCACCUGGGAUCAUAGGGAACAUUGGAGCACAAGGCUUGAGGGGUGAAACUGGACCACCAGGAGAGACAAGUGGACCGCGUGGACCAAUAGGGCCACUGGGUAUCCCCGGACUGACAGGACAGAAGGGUGAUGCAGGAAAAAGUGGUCACAAGGGUUUUCCAGGUGAAAGAGGGAUGCAGGGGCCAAUUGGUCCACCAGGAAUAAAGGGGAAUACUGGUCAUCAGGGCGCAAAAGGUGUAACAGGUCUUACUGGGAAGCAGGGAGAUACUGGUCCUCGUGGUCCGCCCGGACUAAAAGGCUCCCCUGGACAAUUUGGUCAGCUUGGACAGAAGGGAAUGAAAGGUGUCCAAGGCACCAGUGGUCCUAAAGGGGUGAAAGGAAAGCAAGGAAACCCGGGAAUAUCAGGUUUACCAGGAAAUUACACACCUAAAGAAGGAAAAGGAUCAAAUGAUGGUGAUAGACCCAGUGAGACGUCUGAAUCCUUAACAAGAUCUAGCACAUCCGAGUCUGAACACAAACUGCUGCAGAACCAACAUAGACAACAAAAACAGCAUCGUCCAGUGAAAGCUGAACCUGGAGAAUCUCUAGACGAUGAAGCUGAUGAAGCUUUCAGUUGGCCUCAAGGAACCAAAGAUGACCCUGGCACCACUUGCUAUGAGCUAGGACUUAUACACCCACAUCUGAAUGAUGGUUACUUCUACAUGGACCCCAACCAAGGUUGUCCUUAUGAUGCUCUGAGAGUGUUUUGUAACUUCACAGCAGGAGGAAGCACCUGCAUUGACCCAAUGCAAUCAGAGAUAACAUGGAGGUGGUAUCCAGGAAGGUACAAAUCAUCAGUUCAAUGGUUCAGUCAUCAACAUGGCAGUGACAAGUUUAGGUACCCUGGUGUGGAUGUUGUCCAGCUGAGGUUUCUACGGUUACACAGCCACACAUCUUUUCAGCGUAUAAUUCUCAGUUAUACAGCAAACAGGACCGCGAUGGAAGGCACCAGCAACCAUAUCCACUUUCUGGGGGAUUCUCGCAAAGAGAUAGAUUCACGCCAUACCAAAAUAUCCACAAUAGAACAUAAGGUGGAGGUAGUAGUGAGGGUUCAGGGCAGUACGGAGCUACAUCGAGGUGAUAUGCAGGUUCUUCCUAUAAGAGAUCUGGGUAUAAACAUAUCAGCACUAUGGAUGCAGGUGCAUGAGGUCCAAGCAGUCGUGGGGCCACUCUGCUUCUUGUGACUAAUGUGUGUAAAUGAGCGUGUGCUGUUUGCAUGUCUGUGUCUUGUAAAUGAUUAAAUAUAGCGGGGAUGUACGGUGUCUAGACAAUGUACAUUAGUGCUGCACUUCAUUUUGUUCAUACAGUAUUUAUUGAAUUAAAAUUGUUAUAGGUGGAUACAGAAGAGUGAGCCUAUAUUGUAUGAAAGGUUCGUUGCAUUCAGUUGUGUGUGUGUCAUUGUUUAUAUAAAUAAAAAUGAUCGCUUGAAAC